Paramuricea clavata is the source of this 5196-nucleotide messenger RNA. Lineage: Eukaryota; Metazoa; Cnidaria; Anthozoa; Malacalcyonacea; Plexauridae. The record is from the annotation of a GenBank genome assembly.
GAGAAAGAGUGAAAAAAUGGCGACAAACUUUGACAUGAACAACAUGACCGUGGAACAGCUUAUGGCACUUAGUGAGAUAGUUAAUGAUAGCGACUAUGAGGAAAGUUUCGAGGAUGAAGUGGAGAAAAUAUCUGAGGACAAAUUCUACCGAGUUGCACCUAAGGAUAAGGGCAAAGAUCUCUUUGAAGGAAAAAGUCAAUUCAUAGAUGAAGGUGACCGUUCUACUGACCCAAAGAGACCGAGAAGACGACCACUGAAUGAGAAGGGUGAGAGAGGUAUAAUGCCAACAUGGAAAUACUCCGAUCGACAGAAGGCAAAGGCUUUACUAGUUGAAGAGGCAUACCAGAGCUUACUCAGCAGAGGAGUAGAAGGUCUACCACCAACAAUGGGAGGAAGAUGGAGAACAGACGACCCUCAGGUAAAUGCGGAGAUGAAGAGGUUACAUAACAUUAGGAAUCCAAAGCGUCCCAGAGGUAGACCACCAAAGGCUAAGGCUAGUAGUGUUGUUAAGGGUCCCCGAGGACGACCACCAAAGGUUAAGUCUAACGCUGAGGUUGUGAUACCAAAAAAACGUGGAAGACCACCAAAGGUAAAGGUUACCGAAACACUAAAACCCAAAGUUAAGAGACAGACAGUAGCUGAGAGGUUUAUAAGUCAAAACAAAAUAAAACUCUCAAUUCCUGCGGAUAGCGUUAUAACUCAGGUUGGACCAAAGAAGUUCACGGUGACUGUGGAUCUCAGUAGAAAACCAACAAGGAAAGCUCCCGAGGCGCCAAAGGGUGUAGCUUCAUGGAAACCUACUCCUAAGCCUAGAACCGUAUUCCCUAAGGAAAGACCGGUUCCUAAACCUAGAACCAAACUUCCAAGAGAAAGACCAGUCCCUAAACCUAGGGUCAAAAAGCCAGUGCCUGCUCCAAAGUUAAGAAAGCCUGUAAAGGUAAUGAAGGAAGUUGCGGAGCAGCCUGUAGUGGUAGCACCUGAGCAGCACGAAAUUGAUCCAUUUGGAACAUAUCUUGAGAAGCCGUCUUAUAGGAAAAUAGAAACAGCCGCAAAUGGAGCAGCUGUGACUUACUCAAUAACUCCAAAUUAUAUGGAUCCACUAAACCAAAUGACAGCAAGUAGGCAGGUGGUGAGAGGAGUGUUGGUAAAUGAAAUGAAGAGAAUGGGAGGUCUUAAAUACACGGAAACAAUCAAAAUAAGGAUGUCUAAGGAAAUCGGAAACGAUAAAACUAAAAAGGAUUCAAUAUACUUCAAAUCAAAAACAGGAACUGCUACAAACUUUGAGGACAUUGAGAGCACUGCCGCUCAGAAUCAACUUACCAUCUUGUCUAAAAUUGAAACCUUUCAGAACUUAGGUUCAAAUUGGAUUAUACUGAACAUUGAAAGUCACUACAUUAAUAUCGCGAUGUACAAGCCACUGAAGGGUAGUUCAUAUAUGAAAUUACCUGCAGACAUUUGCAAUCCGAAAUGUGGUCUAAUUAACAUGCAAAACGAUGAUGAGAAAUGUUUUAUGUGGAGUCAUCUGAGACACGUAAGACCAAGAGCUAGGAGAGCAACAACUAUAACAAAGCAAGAUAGGGAGUUCGCGAAAAACCUAGAUUAUAAAGGUAUAGACUUCCCAGUAAAGAUAAGCGAUAUUGAUAAAAUUGAGAGAAAGAAUUCUAUAAGUAUUUCAGUGUUCGGUUAUAAGGGCAAAAAGCAGUUCUACCCAAUCAGGAACUCUAAGACCAAAUACGACGAACAUAUGGAGCUGCUGCUGCUAGGUGAUAAUAACGGUGGUAAUCACUACGUCCUAAUAAAGGAUGUAAAUAGAAUGCUCUUCAGUGUUAGCGGAAACUCGAACAAGAAACACUUCUGUUUAUAUUGCCUCCAUAGUUGCGUUAGCGAAGAAUCAUUAAAGAAACAUAGUGAAACGUGUAUCAGUGUAAAUGGGACUCAGGCCACAAAGCUUCCAAAUGAAGGUUCAAAAAUAAAGUUCGGGCACUAUAGGAAUUCAAUGCCUGCACCCUUUGUGAUCUAUGCUGACUUUGAGUCUAUGCUGGUUCCUGAGGAGAGAAAAGCUGAAUCUGGAGACGCUGAGGACAAAAGUACUACAGAACUUUACCAGACACACAAAGCUUGUAGUUUCGGGUUAAAAACAGUGUGUCAUUAUGAUGAUCAGUAUUCUGGUGAAUAUGUGAGCUAUGUUGGUGCAGACGCUACAGAGGUCUUCCUGAAGACAGUUCUGAAGGAAUCUAUUAAGUGUCGGGAAAUGGUGAACAAAAUAUUCAAAAAGAAGAUGGUCAUUACACCGGAACAAGAGACUGAGUUUUGGAUGACAAGAAACUGCUCCAUCUGCGGCAAUGACUUGGGGGAUGACAGAGUGAGAGACCACGAUCAUGUAACCGGACUGUUCCGCGGAGCUGCACAUAAUAUGUGCAACUUGAAAUAUAGAAUCACAUGGAAAGUUCCGGUGGUCUUCCAUAAUCUAAGAGGAUACGAUAGCCAUCUGAUAAUGCAGGAGAUUGGUAAGUUCAAGAUGAAUAUUAACGUGAUUCCAAAUAACAUGGAAAAGUACAUUUCAUUCUCGUUAGGUAAAAGUCUAGUGUUCAUUGAUUCAAUACAGUUCAUGGCCUCAUCUCUGGAAGCACUUGUGAGUAAUCUUUCACCUGAAGACUUCAAGAUAGUCGGUCAGCGGUGGCAAGGAGAGGACUUCGAUCUCGUAAGACAGAAAGGUAUAUUUCCAUAUGAAUACCUGGAUGAUAUCAGCAAACUCGACACCAAGGAACUUCCAAGCAGAGACAAAUUCUACUCAUCUCUAUAUGAAUCUGAAGUGAAAGAAGAAGAUUACCAGAGAGCUCUAAAAGUCUGGGAUCACUUCAAGAUGAAAACAAUGAGAGAUUACCACGAUCUCUACCUGGAGACUGACGUUCUUCUUCUAGCGGAUGUUUUUGAGAAUUUCAGGAAGACCUGCUUGGAAAAUUACAAGCUUGACCCUGCUCAUUACAUCUCAGCACCAAGUCUAAGUUGGGACGCAUUCUUAAAGCAGUCAGGAGAAGAAAUAGAAUUGGUAAGCGAUAUGGAUAUGUUCCAGUUCUUUGAGAAGGGAAUGCGCGGUGGGGUAAGUCAUAUUGCUCACAGACACUCUACGGCAAAUAAUAAGUACAUGGAAACUUAUGACGAAGAAGCUGAAAACAAGUUCUUGAUGUACCUAGACGCCAACAAUUUAUAUGGCUGGGCGAUGUCUCAACCGCUGCCUAACGGUGAAUUUGAGUGGAUCGAAAACGUUGACGAAAUAAAUAUUGAUGACUACUUAGGAGACUGUGGAAGGGGUAUGGUUCUUGAAGUUGAUAUGGAAUAUCCAGCAGAACUUCAUGACAUACAUAAUGGUUAUCCUCUAGCUCCAGAAAGUAAGGAGAUUGAUGUGUCAAUGUUAUCAGACUAUGCUAAGGAUAUUGCUGAUAAAUUCCAGCUGACAAUUGGAGGUGUGCGGAAACUGGUAAACUCCUUGGGUCCUAGAAAGAAUUACGUUCUACAUGUCAGGAAUCUAAAACUCUAUAUGGAGCUCGGAAUGAAACUUACAAAGGUUCACAGAGCAGUCUCCUUCAAGCAGUCAACUUGGUUAAAAAAGUAUAUUGACUUUAAUACUCAAAAACGAUCAGUCGCCAAGAAUGCGUUUGAGAAAAACUUCUUCAAGCUCAUGAAUAAUUCCAUAUAUGGAAAGACUAUGGAGAACUUAAGGAAAAGGGUUGAUGUGAAACUGGUGUCAUCUGAGAACGAUCUCCUAAAACUUACAGCAUCACCGUGCUUCCAGUCACAUAGAAUUAUGAAUGAGAGCUUGAUUGUGGUAAAAAGGUUAAAGGAAGUGUUAACUCUGAAUAAACCGUGUUAUGUGGGAAUGAGUAUCUUAGACCUAUCCAAGACUCUAAUGUACGACUUCCAUUACAACACAAUUAAAAAGGAGUACGGUAACAAGUCGAAGCUCCUUUUCACAGACACGGAUAGUCUCAUGUACGAGAUCAAAACUGAUGACGUGUAUGAGGACUUCAAGAGGAUCGGUAAGGAGAAGGACUGUUGGGAUAAUUCAGAUUAUCCAAAAGAUUCUCCGUAUUACUCAGCCCAUAAUAAGAAGGUUAUUGGGAAGUUCAAGGAUGAAGCUGAAGGAGUACCGGUGAUAGAAUUCGUGGGGCUAAGGUCGAAGAUGUACUCUUAUGUAAAGGAGAGUGGCGGAGGUGGAAUGACAGCUAAAGGUGUAAAAAAGUAUGUGAUUCGAAAUAAACUCACUCACGAAAACUUCAAGAACGUGAUUAAGACUAAAGGUCGGAUGAGACAUAAGAUGAAUACAAUCAGGUCCAUCAAACAUAAGAUUGGAACUUACCAACUGAAGAAAAUUACACUGAGCUGUUUCGAUGACAAAAGAUACUUACUUGAAGAUGGUGUUACAAGUUACGCGUACGGACAUCACUCAAUAGGUGACAUAAAGGCUGAGGUGGUAAUUGAAGAAAAAGUGGAACCAAGCUGGGUACCAGAAAGGGUCGAAACUCAGAGUGAAUACUGUAGACUCGAGGAAGCAGUAGAACUCUAUGAAGGCGCUUGCUGGGAAGACUUAGAACCACGGGAAGAGAAACAUAUUCCUAGACCAGAAUAUAAAGUAGUAAUCCCACUGAAGAGGUCUAAGUUUAAGAAACUAGUACCGUUGUGUAUAGUUGUAACUGAUGAGAAUCAUCUAAGGAAAAACUAUGAUGUGUUACCAGAAGAUGAAAGAAAAUACUUAAGAAUGGUGGUGGGCGAGAAAGCGAAGUCGUUGGGUGUUCAGGCAAUCAGAAUCCCUGGAAGCGACAAGUUGAUUGCAAUUGGAUUUUGAGUAAAGUGUUAACUAGAAGGUUUGAGAUUGGACGGGAAGUUGAUUUGAAGAUAGAAGAUUGGAGGGUUCUUCGAAGAUGGUCUAGAAAAAUAUGAGCCCUAGUAUAUGAUAAUAAUUCUUGUAAAUAAUAAUGCUGAAAAAUAAUAGAAAAAUAACGCCAAAAAUAAUAGAAAAAAUAAUACCAAAAAUAAUAGAAAAAUGGUCUAGAAAAAUAUGAGCCCGCGUUUUUGAGGGAAAAAUAUGGAAACCGCUGACCGGAAGUUGGGUGAGAUCGCGGGGCGAAAAAGUGGUCUAGAACCCUCAUUCCCUAUACUACUAAUAGACAAUAACCAGACACUGCAGCAAGGCACUAG